This is a messenger RNA of Schistosoma haematobium, 12561 nucleotides long. RefSeq lists its product as uncharacterized. NCBI's taxonomy places the organism in Eukaryota, Metazoa, Platyhelminthes, Trematoda, Strigeidida, Schistosomatidae. The transcript has 18 exons. Gene Ontology annotation, cellular component: nucleus. The record is from RefSeq and is a predicted model, not a curated record. The coding region runs from base 232 to 4353 and encodes 1373 amino acids. Gene Ontology annotation, molecular function: ATP hydrolysis activity; ATP binding; ATP-dependent chromatin remodeler activity.
GUUAUUUACACCAUUCAUAUACACCAAAUUUUGAGAGUGAGUAUCUUGUUAUUCUGUUUGUGCAGUUUUAUCAUCUUCCAUCACAUAAUGUAAAUGGGGCUCUGUGUUGUUUGAAUGAAUUGGCUUUGACAGUUUUUACUCGUACUUUUACAUAAUUGAGGUUUUCUUUAUUUCUAUGAUUCAUCACCGUCGGAAAAUUCAUUCAUGAUUUAACUAGACUAAUUUGUACUCAUGAGUGAGGAGCACCCUGAACAAUCUUUAAAAGUGCAGUUUAGAGAGGAAGAUGGAGAGUUAAUAUUAUCAGACAAUGAAAAUCAAGAUGAAAAACCAGGCGAAAGCCCUGAUAGGUCAAAUUCCCGCAAAAGCCGCCGCAAGCAAACAUUCGAAAGACGCAAUAUCAAGAAAGUUCGGGAAGAUGGCCUUAGCGAAGAAGCCAAGGCGGCUCAAAAAGCAGAAAUGGAAAGGAGACAGCGUCUUUUUAGCAAAGAUAAAGGGGAGCAAGUGAAGUUUUCUAACAUAGACUUCUUAUUAAAUGAUUCUUCAUCGUCACCCGAUUUUCUAAAGUGUUCUGAUGCCAACUUUCAAUCUGAGUUGCAAGAAACUGGUUCAUUUGUAAAAAAAGAGGGAAAGUAUGACUCGGAUGCAGAAGAAUGUAACUCCGUUGAUAGUCAGCGCAGUUCAUUUGAAACAGUUGAAAAAGGUGCUAAACAAACCGUCUCAAACUCGCUUACGAAUGGAGGCAAACAGUCACCUGGCAACGAAUUGGAUCAAAAAAGAGCUGUUAGUUCUGCCUCUGCUGCACUGUUUGGUUCCACAUGGAGUGAUUUGCAAUCUUUUCGCAUGGGCCAGUCACAAGACGAUCCUAUUUUACUUGGUGAUUCUGAUGAUGACCAGCAUGCGGAUUCUGGUAUCAUUGAAGUUAGUGAUGGUGAAGAUGAACCAGAAAUAGAAGUUGAAGCUGAAAUUUGCGAGAUACAAGAUGCGGAAAACUUAGCCGAUAUUGAUGGCAAAAUCAUUAUUAAUACAUCUCGUGAUCAAGAUGAAGAACCAGAAAUUGUUUUAUGCCCUCAAAUGGCUAGGGUUAUUAAACCGCAUCAAGUUAGCGGUAUACGUUUUUUAUAUGAUAAUGUUGUUGAAAGUGUAAAACGAUUUCAUACAACAGAUGGAUUCGGUUGCAUUUUAGCGCAUAGUAUGGGAUUGGGUAAAACUAUACAGAUUAUCGGAUUUCUUGAUAUUUUAUUCCGUUUUUGCCAAGCACAAAGAGUUCUUGUAAUCGUUCCAAUUAACACUAUACAGAAUUGGCAAGCAGAAUUUGAGCUCUGGUUACCAACUGAUUUAUCAAGCUGCGCAGCAAAUAAAAAGUCCAAGUUUUUCCAACGUUUCUCCAUUCCUAAACCCACUACAGAAUCAAAACAACAUCCUUCUUUCUCAGAUCGCGCAGAUUCUUCUGCCGAUCCGAAUGUCCCACUGGUUGAUUCAAAAGAAACUGACGCCAACAUGGAUGAUCAAAUGCUAUGGUCUUCUAUGUUUGAAAAUGACAAGAGCGAGUCUCAGUCGAAAAUGCAAGAUGUUUCCCAUAAUGGAAGCUUUUAUGGUGAACCGAAUGAUUCAGAAUAUUCUUUUGUUAAUAGUGGUAGUUGCCUUCGACCAUUUAAAUUAUUCGUAGUGCGGGAUACUGUAAAAACGAUGAGUCAGCGUCACCAGAUCAUUCAACAAUGGUUUGAAGAAGGUGGUGUUUUGUUAUUAGGUUACGAAAUGUUCCGGCUACUUUUAAAUCAAAAGCGUUUGAACCCUCCUCCAUUAUAUACAACGAAAGUUGAUGUACGAAUACCUAAACGUCGGAAAAAGGAUAUUUGUAUUGAUAUUGAUAAAGAGGAAAAACGAGAAAAGAUGUGGGCAGAUUUUCAUACAGCGCUUUUGGAUCCUGGCCCUCAGCUUGUUAUCUGUGAUGAAGGUCAUCGAAUUAAAAAUAGUGAGGCGUCAAUUUCUAAAGCUUUGAAAGCUAUUAAAACACAUCGACGUGUAGUACUCACUGGUUAUCCACUUCAAAAUAAUCUUAUGGAAUAUUGGUGUAUGGUUGAUUUCGUUCGACCUAAUUAUUUAGGAACAAAACAAGAGUUCACUAAUAUGUUUCAAAGACCAAUUGAAAAUGGCCAGUGUAUAGAUAGUACACCUGAAGAUCGUAAAGUAAUGCAAGGCCGAGCACAUGUUCUGCAUGACUUGUUAUCUGGUUUUGUUCAACGGCGUUCACAUGCUGUUCUCAAGGCUAGUCUCCCACCGAAAACCGAAAUUGUUCUACUAAUUAAACUGUCAUCCUUGCAACGAACACUUUAUGCAGCAUUUAUGCGAAGUCUGGGCUCCAGUGGUCCACUUGGUUGGGCUCAAGUGAAUACGUUGAAAACAUAUGCAAUGUGUUGUAAAAUAUGGAAUCAUCCUGAUAUAUUACGUCGUGCAAUGGAAGAACAUAAGGAGGCUAUGGAUUUUGAUAUAGAAGAGACAACAGCAAAUAAUAAUUCGAAUACAACAAUGUCUUCCACAAGUCGACCACCUUACCAACGAUCAAAUAGCACCAUUUCAACUAAUCAAAAUGAAUCACAACAAUCAUGGGUUAGCGGCGGGGAUUCCACUUCUGUUUCUUCAGAUUUAACCUCUGGUCAAUUAUCUGCAUCAACAAUUAAUAAUUCUACAUAUUCUGGAACUGAUUCUUCUAUGCCACCAUCUUUUAUGGCUCCAAAUCCUAUGUUCCCUGCUUCUAUGGUUGGUGGCGGAACUCCUCCCAACACUGGACAAUCUAAUACCGCACCUAACUCAGGCUAUUUUUACACUCAGAACUAUACACAUCAAUCAAAUGUUGGCACAUAUGACUGGGCUGGUGAUCAAGAAUUAUGGGGUGAUGAUUUUAAAACUGGUAAUGUAGAGCAUAGUGGCAAAGUUCUACUGUUCUUAGACAUAUUAAAAGGAAGUGUUUUAGCCGGUGAUAAAUUAUUAGUUUUUACACAGAGUUUGUACACAUUAGAUCUGUUAGAGCGCAUAUUGCGCCAUUUGCCAUUACCGGUUAUCGGUGUUGAUAAGUCAGAAACAGUUCCAGCAAAAUCAUCGGAAAUUCCAUUAGAAGACAUUGGCAAAUCCGAAAUCUCAUCUUACAAUCCCUCAACAACGAUACACAAGAAUAAUGAACAGAAUCAAGAUGAUCAUAAAUGCAGUGAGUCAAUGUAUGGUUACGAUGGAGUUGAUCACUUUCAAUCGAAUCAACCUGAUGAGACGAUGAAACAAGAAGGGCAGGAAAAUUGUAAAGAAGAGAUCAAGAACAAGAUGGAAACAGAAGAAGAGGAAGAAGAAACUCCGAAAUCUUUACACUAUAGGCUGUCGACACGUCGAGGUUGUAUGGAUGAACCGACUGUGUGGACUCGCAAUGUCCAUUAUUUCCGUCUAGAUGGUAGUACAAAUGCAAGUGAACGUGAGAAAUUAAUCAAUAAUUUUAAUGAUCCUAAAAAUCCAGCAAAACUGUUUCUUAUGUCAACUAGAGCUGGUUGUCUAGGUGUUAAUUUGAUUGGAGCGAAUCGUGUUGUUGUAUUUGAUGCUUCAUGGAACCCAUGUCAUGAUUGUCAAGCAGUUUGUCGUGUUUAUCGAUAUGGUCAAGUAAAACCGUGUUAUAUUUAUCGACUUGUUUCAGAUAAUACUAUGGAGAAGAAAAUAUACGAUCGACAAGUAACUAAACAAGGCAUGUCAGAUCGUGUUGUCGAUGAAUUAAAUCCAACACAACAGUUUACUCGUUCACAAGUGGAGUUAUUAAUGUCAUUUGAGGAUAAAGAUAUGGAGACUAUCACAGAUGAUGAUUUAGAAACUUGUAAAGAUAUCAUCCAACCAGAUCCAAUACUUGCAGAUGUUUUAAAAAAGCACACUCGAUGGAUUACAAAACGACCAUUCACCCAUGAAUCAUUAUUAAUUGAUCGGAAAGAUUAUCGUUUAACACGCGUUGAAAAGCGUAUGGCUCGUCAACGUUAUGAACAAGAGAAACGUUUAAGUUUAAGCUAUCAACAAGCCCAUUUAUUUCAAUUACAACAAAUGCAAAUUUUACAACAACAACAACUUUUAGCCGCUGGAAUUAAUCCUGCUUUAGUGGAUUCAUCUCGCUUCUACAAUUCCCGAACUCCUAACAUCCUCUCCCGAAGUACCAUUAACUAUCGACCAACUUAUACAAGUGGAAUGGCAGCUCUAGAUGCGAUGCGUCAGGUUGAUCGACAAGCACGUCUACGAAUGUUACAAAAAGACUUAGAUGAAGCACGUCGACGUUGUGGUUACGCAAAACCUGAUGGUCUAAGUAAGUUUGUUUUGCUUGUUGUUUUGCGUUGAUUCCAAACAUAGUUCUCUUGUGGUUUUUAUCUUUUUAUAUAUCUCCCGUGUUUUCGAACUAUCUUUUCAAACUUUUUUUGUAAAGUCAUAGCUAUCAGGUGUUAUGAAUUAAUUAUAUGAUUUAUAAUGAAAGGAUCUUUGGGAAUAGCUAUGCCAAUGGUUGAAAUAGGGCUGGCGAUUUUUAAUAUGCAAUGAUCGACUAACGUUUUCUCUCAAAACUAGUUUACAAAUUCACCCUGCAAAUCUCAAUUAAAUUGGUAUUAAAAGACAAGUUAGCUGCCUAUAAAAGUAGGUUUUUAUUCAACAAAUGAACAUGUCUGCGAAACAUCGACAAAGAUCCUUAAAUCUAGCUUUUCUACUUGUUUACACUUCUCAGAAAAUCAUACCUCCUGCUCCUCUAUCAGGUAAUUAAAACGCGCGUAAUCCACUGUAAUAGUCUAUGAUAAGUGGUUCACCUGUUCAACAAAUCUAAUUAUAAAUUAUACUGUACAAUGAUGAUUAAUUUGCAGAAGUUUACUUAAUACUUUUUUUCUCAAUAUAAGUCGCAGUAAUCAAAGGCUCUGUUAAGUUUUCAUAGUACAGUUUAAUUUUCCAUAUCAGUCAUUGUUUGUACGAAUAUAUCCACUGGUGCUUAAAUGCAUAUUUAAAGGAUUGUCUCCAUAUUUCGAAUGAUGUAUAAUUACAAAAAUAAUGCUAUUUAUUAAGAUUAAUUUUUUUUUAGUCAGGAUCAACAAAGAACAUUCAACGUAAAAAAAAACUAACAGGAAGAAAAUUCCAAAAUCCAUAUUUUCAAACAUAUAUUACUUACAAAAAAUAUAGGAGAUGAUUCCACUUGAUUCACAAAACGUACUUAAGGGAAGCAUAUAGUAGUCAGUCAAUCGUUCGGUUAGUUAGUUGUAAUCAACAUUAAACUUGAAUGUACAUUCACUUGCUGACUUGGAAUACUCAGACGAUAUAGUUCUGUUUAGUAUAGAAUCUUCUGACCACCUUAAGCAACAAUGCAAACAUAUUUGGAAUGCGGUUCUCUCCCUCCAAUGUAAAAUGUUACUUCAGGAUUGGUUUGAUUCAUAGCCUGAAUUAGUGAUAGAGAGUGAAGUAGUUAAACACAAAGACCACCUCACUUAUCUUGAGAGUUUCAUUAGCCUUGAUAGUCUGGUGUUUAAAGAAAUCUCCACACGAAUUCAGAAGGCUCGAUUGGUUUUCACCACAGUGCGUCACUUGUGACAUAUGUGAGAUAGCCGUUUUCCAACGAAAGGACAAGUUUAUUGCAUAGCAGUUUGCUCCUUACUACUUUAUGGAUGUGAAAAAUGGCCAUUACAGGUAAAGAAUAUUCGUAGGUCACUGGUAUUCGAUCAUGUGUACCUUCGAAUCAUUGCUCGUGUAUUUCUGGACCAUGGAGUAAACAAUACAUGGGUUAGGAAUAGAGUACUAGGUAAAGAUGGCAAAUCGACUGUUAAGUUAAUAAAUCUCCAUUAACUGAGGUGAUAGGGACACGUGUUACGUAUGCCCACCCACCGCCUACCUCGACGGCCGAUGUUUUCCAGUGGAGUAGGAUAGAAAAAAGCUAGGAACGGCCAUUCCAUAAUGCGUUAUCAGUACAUGAAGUCACAGACAAUUGGUUAAUAGAUGUAGACUAUCUGGUUAGUGUACUGGUGAUUAUCAUAAUCAAUGGUUAAAAGCUGAAUGGCUUGGCUCGAAAUCGAUUGCAAUGGAACACGUGCAUGCAUUCUUUUUUGUGUGACCCUUUAUCUGACUUUAGUUAGAUCAUAUGAUAAUUGUCAUCGAAAUAUAUAUGCCGCCAAUCCUCGUAUGUAAUCAUCGACUCAAAUCACGUUAGUGAAUAACGGAAUUAAAUAAUCGCUGGAAAAUUCCCAUCAUAAUUAAACACAAUUAUAUGAACGAAGAAUAUUCUUUUCAAUGAAUUUCAUAUCAGCUUCUACAAUUAUAAAUUCAAAUUAAUAAUCCAUAAAAUUGGCCAGAUUUAAGACAGAGAGUACAUCAUCAUUUGGAAAUUGUGAAUAUGUGAAUUGAGAAUUGUUGUUUGUUACAUAAAAUCAAAUCAAAUUGUUAAUGUUAGGGCUGUUUAAUAUAAAGUGUUAACUUGAAUCCGUUUUAUAAGUGAAAUGAAAUUGUGAGAUAAAUUAUGAUCAGAAUAAAUAUGGUCAACAUGGGGUGAGAGAGAAACUAAUGGAAUAAAAAUCGGAAAUUACGUAAUAUGUAGAAUAAUAUGAUUUAGGUCAGAUAUAGUAGAUAAGGAUGGAUACUAAUUGAAUUCCUCAAAAGGUUAUCAAGUGUAAAGAUAAUAAUAAUAACAAUGAUAAAGAUGAUAAUCACAGUGGUUAAGAUAAUAAUAAGUUUGGGGCAUAAAAUGAACAUUAAUCAGAUUACGUCACCAUAUUAUAAAAUUAAUUAUUAACUAGUUGUCCAGGGUAAAAGGAGUGGCUGAACAUACUUCUUUUGGAUGCAAAGCUCUGGAUUUUUGAUCCGAAUCGCAACUGCUUCAGCCGUCUGUAGGAUUCGCAGUCUGACAGAAUUAGGUAGACUGCUGUUGACACGAUAGAUUAUGGCGAAAAUUGCUCCAUAUUGGCUGUAUGUCCUGUUUGAACUAGAUGGUCGAAGAUGGAGCUGUUAACAGUUCUGACUACACCUUUGCUUAACCACACGGGGAGGUGCUCACGAGCUCGAAUGCACAAAUUCCUAGAACAUCUGCCAAUAUAACUUGCUCCACAGGAGCAGUUGAAUUGAUAAAUACAGAAGGAGGUAGCUAGUCUAGGUAAUUUAUCUUUCAACCUCGAAGUGAUUAUUGGUCUUGUGGAGAACAUUAGUUGUAGUUUACCCGCAUUAAAACAAUUCUCAAUUCACAUAUUACAAUUUCCAAAUGAUGUACUUUGCCUUAAAUCUGGCCAAUGUUAUGGAUUAUUAAUUUGGAUUUAUAAUUCUAGAACCUGAUGAGAAAUUAUUGAAAAGGAAUUAAAUAAGUCGAAUAUGAGAAUGAAUUUCAAAUAAGUAUGUUGAUCCAGACAAACUUUCAGAGAAACGCAACGAAUAGAUGAAGGCACGUUAGCCAAAUCGAUUUAACCAAGCGUGAAUCUAUAUUUAUAGUUAGAUCAAAAUAAGCUACAGACAUGUGAUGAAUAGGAUAAACAAUAUACACACAUAUGCUCGUACGAAAAACAGUCAGGGUUAAUAAUCGAAUAAGUGGCAGAGUAAAAAUAUGGCUUGAGAAGAAUGAAUAGAUCGGUCUGUCCGGAGGCUAGAAUAAUCUAUGUGGGCUUCACACAGUACCAGCCCCUACAUUUUAACUCCCCCCAAAAUUCCGAGAUUCUAAAUCCCUCAACCUUUUUGUUUUUAUUCCAAUAAUUUAUAUUUUAUCUUGAAUCUGAUCUUCGAUGCAUAAUUCCUGAUGCCACUGAUACUAGUUAAGGAUGGCAAAUCAAUUGAUGAAGCAGUGAAACUUCAUCAGUUGGCUGGGACACGUGUUACGUAUGCCCAACCAACGACUACCCCGACGUGCAAUGUUAUAUGGUGUAAUAAUAGGUUGGAACGGAGCUAGGGGCGGUCAGACCAAAACAUGACACAAGUCCAUGAAGUCACUGACAAAUGGACUGUGUGGGCCCUGGUUGGGAUCUGCGAUACGAUAGCAACCGAUGGUUAGAGACCCUGAACGACAUGGCUCAAAAUCGUUUGCAAUGGCGCAGGUGCAUCCACUCUUUGUGUUCUCUCAAAUUCUAAUCUUGUGAAUUCUUCAUAUCCCUUUCUUUUUUCUCUUUUCAAGUUUAUUUCAUUGGACUAUACUCCUUGAAUAACAUCUUCAAACCCUAGUGUUUCCGAUUACUGCUUAUAAUCUUACUACCUCUACCACUAUGGAAUUUGAAUCGAUAACUGCAUCUCUAUGCUAUUUAUUUAUUUAUUUGAACACAUGAAUAUUGGUACAAGAGAGCGCCAAUAUAUAUGCGCCACACAAAACAAUGAGAAUUCGAAGAGAAGUAGAAAAAAAAAAACUAAGGAGCGCAAAAGAAAAAGAGAACAAUGACGAAGAGAUUGGAGUAAGGUAGUGUGGUAGUAACGACGGAACGAAAAGGUACAAUCAGAAGAAAUCUUUCAGGUAAAAUAAUUGAAUCUCCUGAUUGUAAAGUGACAAGGAUUGUAGCUAAUACUGGUGAGUAACUCAACUACACACGUUUGUGAAUAUUUUGAAUAUGCUCUAUAAUCCUGUUAAUGAUUUUAAAAGUUUAUUUUGUGGGGAAAAAUAAAGCAUUUACUAUUUUCAUAUCGUUUCAACUUUUUUUCUGCGCUGCGACAUCUCACUACAAAACUCUCAUGAAGUUUGGUAGACUGUCGAUGAGUUGAAUAGUUUUUUGAACAUUUUUUUUCCAUUUCAAUAGCUACUAAUUCGAAUCGAGCUUAAGUAAACUUUUGGUUAAUACAUUUCAUAACUCAUCAUUCAUUUAUUUAGUAUUUCCAAAGCAGUAACAGGGGUCAGUCCUAAACAACAUUUUAGGAUCUGAUACAAUGUUUGUACACUUCAAACCAGUACAACAAGAACAAACUAAUAUUCUGAAUAACUUCAAUGAUAGUAAAAAAUAUUGCAAGAAUCACGAUUUAAACGAAGGUUAAAAAAAUACAUACAUCUUCAAUCAUAGAUGACAUUUAUUUCUAUUGACCCAUCAUUAAGUAGUGGUCGAUUUCAAGAAGUUUGUAUCUUCUAAUGAAAUUCGAGUGAGUAUUAAUUAGCUUCAUGAAAUUUAACCAUAUCUUGGUCCGAUCAUUUAUAACUUUCACACAGUUUACUCAUAUGCCAGUCAGCAUUGUAGAUUGAUAUACAUAAUGGCUAGUAGUGUAGUAUUUAUUUUAGCCGCUUGAGUUUAUUAAGGUUUGUAACCCCAUAACUCACCCUAUUACAACUAACAUUGAUUCCUUUGUACACAAGCGGCGCUUCGAAGACAUGUUUGGUGAAAUGCCUUCAUAGGCCAUAUUUUGCCAAGCGAUCUGCAGUUCAUUCUUCAUUUUUUGACACACUGACACAUCUUUACUAUACGCUAGGUUCCACAAGCUGACAGAACCCAGAAAAGUGCUUUGUUACGUCGAUGUUUUGUCAGAUACCAUUCCAUACUGAGAUAAUCUAAGGAGUCGAAGCUGUCAACUACCGUUGUUGUCAAGUUUUAAAACAAUGUUUUGGAUUCUAGUGAGAUUAGCACACUUUCACUGGAUAAAUUUCUGCUAGUCUCUGCACUUUUCAACAUUUUCAUUCCAAAUUAAGAUGUUUUGCGUUGUAGAUCGAUUAGACCGAGGAGAUAAAAAUAAAAUCAAUAAUAACCGUUAGUCCAAGUCCCUACACAUUUUCACAACUUUUUCAACAGUUUUGGUACCCUAAUAUAAAUUAUCAUGUUAAUUUUUCUCUCCUGACCAACUUGUUGAUUGUCUAGUCUCUUUAAAUAUCUUUUUCUGAGUAGUUUAACUAGUGCUAUUUUGCCAUGUUUCCACUGUUUUUGAUUAUUGUCGAAAUUUUAUUCAUGAAUUAGUAACAUUAAACGACUCCAUGUUUCCAAACCACUUACAGUCUUUAAUUAAUACAUGUUCCUAAAAUACUGUAUUAAUAAUAAUAGUUGAAACGAUUUCUUUUUCAAAAUGUAUUACCCAACUUAAGUUUAGUCUUCUAUUGAACUCUUUAUUACUAAUCUAACAAUCAUCGUAAGUUAUAUUGUUCAAUGAACGACAUUCAUUUCUUCAUAAUCGAUUUAAUCUUAGCCUGUUACAAUAGUUCGUAACCUUGAUUACAAGUGUGAAUGCAAAUAAAAGACUAUUUGCAUUUAGUAUUGCAUCAAGAACUGUUGUCAAUUAAAGAACUUUUGAAAACCAAAGGCAAUUAAAUUAUUAUUUCUUUUUAAAUUGUCUGGAUGCCUCAUUAGCUCGCAAUCAAUCUGGACAAUUUUCUGUGUUUAUUGAAUUAAGGAAUUGAUCAAAGUUACUCUGUAUUGUAUAUAGGUGAAGCCCUCACCUCCAGGCUUUAGAAUUUUCCUAACUCCACUGGUUAGAAACUCAAAACUUCUAGUAUUCUCUAGAUGUUGCCAUUUCAUAGGGUUAACUGCCUUGAUAGAAAUAAUUUUAUUCUGAAAUCAAUCCAAGUACAUUUUAUUUUUUGUCGAUACAUUUGAAACACUAAUAUUUAUCUUACGUAGUGUACUUAUUUACUUACCUAUCGUGGAGGAACACAGACCACCCAUCAGCAUUCUCCAUCGAACUCUGUACUGGAAAAUCCCUUCCAGCUACUGUUCAUUCUUUUCAUGUCUGCUCCCGAUUCCCCAUGCAGUGUGUUCUCUCACCUUCCUCCUCUCAGUUUCCAUUCACGAUUACAAGUCAGCGCUUGCCUCGUGAUGCAGUUUGUUGAUUUCCGUAAUGUAUGUCCCAUCCACUCUCAUCGUCUUUUCCUGAUUUCCUCUUCAGCUGAAGCCUGGUUUGUUCUGUUCUCUCGCACAGUAGGUUGUUGCUGGUGGUAUCUGGUCAACGGUCAUCGAGUAUUUUGUGUAGACAAUUGUUUAUAAAUACUUGUACCUUUUUGAUGAUUGUUUUGAUAGUUCUCCAAAUUUCAGCUCCUUACAGCCUCUCAUAAAACUGAUCUUUAACGUCAUUAUUGCUAUCAUUGGUAGGUGCUUAACAUUGUAUAACAUUCAUUGUAGUUCCCUCCUUUAUUUUAAAGGACACUUUGAUGAUCCUGGAUACAUGAUAUUCCCACCCAAUCGGUGCAUUUCUUGCUUCUUUGUACAGCAUCAUAGCAACUUCCUGAGUGUGGGGAGCAUUUCCCUCUUCGUGACCGGAGUACAGUAGUUUCUCUCCCAUUCCUAACUCUUGCUAUCCAGCUUGGGUCAAAUGGGUUUCACUGAUUCUGAGAACCGCCUAGUUGUAUCUCAUGAUUUCCGUAGCUAAUUGACUGGUCCUCCAGGUCUCCUACAUUGUUCGAACAUUCCACGUACCUAUAUUAAUUGUGUCUCUGGUUUUUAGAAGGGGCAUUGACCUCGUGACUUCCGAAGAAUCUGGGCUUUCAUCAUAAGAUCUCAUAGUUCUCCUUUCAUCUCCCAGGACACAGUUUAAAUCGUUUAUUCUAGUUAGCUUUUUCUAGGUGAUGGGAUUGUUGACCCUAUGCCCAACCCUCCUUUGUGUGGGCUUGGGACCGGCAGAGUUGGUGUAUUUGCGGUUUAUUUAAUUAUUUAUACGAAUGGUCAAUGAUUUUUUUAUCUUUGCAACUGUGAAAAAUGGAAAUGAUACUUAUCUAUUGUAUUAGAAAUCAUAUACUUUGCUAAGAUCGAGUGAUCCCUUUCAGUCGCUUUUCACAAUUACUAAAAUAUACAGAUCAUUCUAAUUCAAAAUAAUGCAGUUAUUGUGUGCAAGUGUAUUCUUCCUUUACCACUAAAAAAUAUUUGAUUACUACUGUUAUUACUUCAAUAAAUUAUCUUAUGAUUUUAAAAUGGUGGAGAAGAUAAGCAGCUCAUAUGGAUGAUUUUGGUGAUUUCCUGUUCUCUAAAUUAAGUGGUUUAGUUGUGGAGAUUUCAUAGGAUAGAAAACCAGAUCAGAGACAUUUAAGACUAAGACCCAGUUAAUGACAAGUUAAAGUUCAACAAUAACCAAUCAAGAUUGAGGUUGAAAGCACAUGCUAUUAGUCGUAUGUAGGAAGUUUCAAAUAUUUCACUUCUAAAUUAAUUUUUUGCUGAUGAUAUUGUUCAGAAGAACAAUGAAUGCUAUACUACUAAGUCAUUCUGUCCAGAGGACAAAACUCCAUCACAAGAUCGUGUGCAUUCGACAGUCGCCCAUUAGAGUUUUUUUUCUAACUCAACAGUGGAUGGAUUCUGAUAGAAUAAUCAGUCGACAUAGAUAACUGACUAGAGAGGUUACUGAUCAAUUAUAUGAAUCACUUUUAGAAAACAGAUAUUACUAAUAAUCAGGUUGGGGUGUUAUCACACUGGACUCAUGUGAAGAAAUCUGGAUUUUCGCCACAGCAUAGCUAAUGAAGUAAAUCAGGUUUUAUCUCCGAGACAUCUGAUAACUAUAAGCCAACUACGCCAUAGUCGAAUAUAAAGUUAUCAGAAGGGGUUUUGUGAAGAUUUUAGGAAUUCCAUUGACUGAAAUCAUGAGUCAAUUGAAGCUAGACUACCGUGGAAAACCUAGAAGCAAUGGACGGCCGUUUCGUUCUAGUGUGGGACUCCUCAGCAGCGC